Molecule: messenger RNA, 3016 nt
Organism: Scomber japonicus (chub mackerel)
Lineage: Eukaryota; Metazoa; Chordata; Actinopteri; Scombriformes; Scombridae
Gene: lpcat3
Product: lysophosphatidylcholine acyltransferase 3
Exons: 13
Coding region: 100-1494 (464 amino acids)
Biological process (GO): phosphatidylcholine biosynthetic process; lipid modification
Cellular component (GO): membrane
Molecular function (GO): 1-acylglycerophosphocholine O-acyltransferase activity; lysophospholipid acyltransferase activity
Source: RefSeq, a predicted model, not a curated record
GUGUGUGAUACUAGUGAGUGUUUGUGUGUACGGAUGUCUGCCGUGAAUCAGGAGAGUUCAGUGAACCGUCGCGAAUAGACGUUUCCGCCCACAAGAAAGAUGGCGGCUCCCUUGAUGGAGAAGCUGUCGGAGUCCUUAGGUUCCCCGGAGCCAGCGGUUCGACUCAUUUUAUCUAUUUUAAUCGGUUAUCCUUUCGCCCUGAUAUACCGGAGGUUCUUGUUCUACCAGCCAGCCACAGUUAUCCACUUGUUCCACGCUGUCUCCGGACUGGCUCUAGCAGCAUUUAACUUUGGCGCUCAGAUCUAUCACUCUGCAGUAUGCGUCUUGGUCCAAUUCCUGAUGCUGAGGCUCAUGGGGAGGACGGUCACAGCUGUCCUGAGCAGCUUUACCUUUCAAAUGGUGUACCUGCUGGCAGGGUAUUACUAUACAGCGACAGAGGAGUAUGACAUCAAGUGGACUAUGCCUCAUUGCGUCCUCACUCUCAAACUUAUUGGUUUGUCAUUUGAUUACUUUGACGGCGGGAAAGAACCAUCCCAGCUGAGUGCAGAGCAGAAGACUUCAGCUCUGUCGUCUGUGCCCUCUCUGCUUGAGGUGUGCGGCUUUUCCUACUUCUAUGGAGGCUUCCUGGUGGGGCCUCAGUUUACAAUGCGCAGCUACCAGAGACUGGUGGCAAGGGAACUCACCGACUCCCCUGGAAAGCCGCCUAACAGUGUUAUACCGGCUAUGAAGAGGUUUGGUCUGGGUUUUGUCUGCCUCCUGCUAUAUACAAUAUUUACUCCUUAUUUCCCAGACAGCUACUUCCUAACAGACGAGUAUGAGGCUCAACCAUUCUGGUAUCGCUGUGUGUUUAUUUUGCUUUGGGCUAAAAUCAUUUUGUAUAAAUAUGUCAGCUGUUGGGUUAUAGCGGAGGGUGUAUGUGUACUAUCUGGACUAGGCUACAAUGGGAUAGUAGAUGGUAAGCAUCAGUGGGACGCCUGUGCCAACAUGAAGGUGUGGAUGUUUGAAACCACGCCACUCUUUGGAGGAACGAUUUCUUCUUUCAACAUCAACACAAACGCCUGGGUUGCCAGGCAUGUGUUCAAGAGGUUGAAGUUCCUGGGCAAUAAAACCUUGUCUCAUGUGACCACGCUGUUCUUUUUGACAAUAUGGCAUGGCCUUCACUCAGGAUACUUCUUGUGCUUCUCCAUGGAGUUCAUCAUCGUCACUGUAGAGAGACAGGCCCUGGGACUAGUGAGGGACAGUCCCCUGCUGUCAAAGGUGGCCAACAGCCCACUUUACCCACUCAUCUAUGUAGUCCAGCAGUUUAUUCACUGGCUCUUCAUGGGUUACCCUCUGGUGCCAUUCUGCCUCUUCAGCUACGACAAAUGGCUCAAGGUCUACUCGUCCGUCUACUUCUGCGGUCACCUAUUCUUCCUCGCAGUCUUUUUAAGCGUACCAUACCUCCGUAAGGCACUGGUGCCUAAGAGAGAACGGAGUCCGCAAAAGCAGGAUUAAAACUUGGUACUAAGACUUGGCAUGGUCCAUCUGAGGCUAAAUAUCCACUGAAGGGAACUGUGACUUUCAAGGAGCAGAACGGAAAAUAUUUUAAGGCCUUUUAGUAAUAUAUAUGUCCAUGUAAAAAUAAAUCUCUAUAUAUUUUUGUGUUUUAAAUGGUAAGGGUGUUUUUAUAAACAUUUGGAGAAAUGUUUACAGGAAAUGACCAUCGUGCCACAUGGGGUAAUUGUGAGCCAAUCAGGGGCGAUUUCCUGUUUGUUUGUUUUUUCCUCUUUUUUUUUUUUUUUUUUUUUAAAGAUGUGAGACUUGUAGAACAUGAGAGACUUAUAUGCUGUCUACACAGAAUUGCACUCACCAGUCACGGGUUCAGAGUCAUCAGCUCCAGUAUUGUUUUGUUUUGUUUUGUUUUGUUUCAUUUCUCUGUCUCACAUCUAGCACCCGCAAUUUAGCAGCAGCAAAACCUUCACGGGAGGGUUAAGCACAGCGCCAGCGUACGCGGCGCCUUUUAAUAUAAUAAUACGACAUGCAUACCGCUUUCUGCUGAAGAGAGACUGCUGCUCCGACAGAUAAUAAUAAUCAUCAGGGGGGUUGUUUCUUGAAAAUGGCUGCCAGUGGUUAUACAAGCACUGUAAAUCACACACUGUACACUAACACCCAACUCAAAAUGGCCUUGUAUUAAUGAAUGUUUUUACAGUACAUUUCUUUUGGUUUUAAUUUGAUUUGUGAAGAAAAAAAAGACUUGAUUUUAUAGAGUUUUAACAGCUUUUAUGAAAAAGAACAUUUUUGUAGCUUUGGAUAAGAUUUCAUGAAGGAUUUGCAUUUGUUCUGUGUCUUCUUGUCCUCGUUUGAUGUUUUGGGUUUUCUCUCGCCAUAUUGUAUAUCUUUCUCUCCCUCUGUUCGGUCUACACCACCCCUCUGUCUGUCUCGAUUCAAGCCCGGCUAUCAACACCGAAAUGCACAGAUGUGAAAUUGAAUCAUUUCCAAAGUAGAAAAAGAGGGGAAGGAAUCCCUCCUCACCUUGCACAGUGCCCAAGCAUACUGUCACUACGGCUCAUCCUGUUCACUCUGAUCUCCAGUAAGAGAUUUUAAAUUGAGCAGUUGCCUCAUUUUGAACUGGAAGCAAAACAAACAAAAAAAGAUAGGAGAGACGUCUCCUCUGACCUGUUCUUGUGUUUCUUAACAGCAGGCAAUUAAAAAAUGUGUGAAGUAGAUGCAUCCCACUCCACAGUGGGAAGGCCUCAUUUUUAUUUUAUCUUUUUUUGUUUGUUUUUGGGGGGGCCUGGAUUGUCUGAUCCAUGCUGGAGAGAGGCCCGUCUCUGCUGCUGCUACUGCUGCGGCCGUCCUUUCAACUGCUGACACACAUACACGGAGAGGACGAACCUCGCUGUAGCAACAACCCCAGAUUUUAGUAAUAUUUAUACAUGAAAUGGUGAUUAUUAAUUGAUGUGAAUUGCUAUUUCAAGAAUACUACUUUUUGCCUUAUUCCUACCAAAUGUACAAAAGGAAAAGAAAACUUGGGCUG